AUGUUUACUAGCUACUUGCUGAUACUAUUGACAACAAGUCUUCUAUACUACUAUAGUAGUACGGGAUCAGAUGUUGUAGCCACUGAUUUGCCGUUGGAUAGGUGGGUUGCCACGCAGCAAGCGACAAGCUUCAAGACAAUUAUGACGAAUAUCAACCCUCCAGGCACGUCCAAAGGGUUUUUUGCUGCCUCCCUAUCUACUUACAAGCCUGAUUAUUUCUAUACCUGGACAAGAGAUGCUGCUCUUGUGGCUCGUGUCAUUACAUCUAUUCCAGAGACAAAUUUGACAGUAUUAACAGAUUACGUGGAUUUUCAAAUCAGUACACAGAUGACUCCAACUGUCUGCAAUUGUCUUGGCGAGCCAAAGUUCAACACAGAUGGCUCUGGCUACACUGGCUCAUGGGGAAGACCACAAAAUGAUGGACCUGCCGAAAGAGCUAUUGCAUUUAUUGCUAUUGCUAAUCGUUGGCAAUUGGAAGGCUAUGAUCCAAUAUACAUUACAGAUACGUUGAUUCCUGCUAUUACCAAGGAUUUGGACUAUGUGGCAAGCAUAUGGCAAGAACCAUGCUUCGACUUGUGGGAAGAAAUCGAGGGCGUGCAUUUCUACACACUCAUGGUCAUGCGUCGCGCAUUACUAGAUGCUGUUGAUUUCUUUGAUUCUCAUAGUGGCACAGUAUUCAAGAGUGAUCAUAACUACAGAUCAACAGCAUAUCAAAUUGAGAAGAGAAUAGAAUCAUUUUGGUCAUCCCAUCAAAACUACAUCAUGUCAACACAAGACGUACGUAACGGUGUACAAAAAUCAUCGGGAUUAGAUGUGUCUACCUUGCUUGCUGCCAACCUUCUGUCUAGUAGAAAUGAUGGCUUUUUUACCCCUAGUUCGGACAAAGUACUAGCUACUGCUUAUGCACUGGAAGAGGCUUUUAAAUCCAUCUAUCCAUUGAACCAGCAAUUAGAUGAGCAUCUAGGUACAUCCAUUGGACGCUAUCCAGAAGAUAUAUACGACGGUGUGGGAACUUCAGUUGGUAAUCCAUGGUUUAUUGCUACUGCAGCCUAUACAGAGUUGUAUUACCUUGCUAUCAAGGAGUGGAAGCAAGUGGGUGUGGUCAUAAACGACAUCAAUCGGUUCUUUUUUCAUCGCUUACUUGAAAGCAGUACGACAUCUUCUAGCUCUACGCAUCUUCAAAAUACACAAUAUUAUGCUCCUGGAAGUAUAGAGCUAGAUCAGCUAAUACAUAGAGCUACUAUUGCCGCAGAUAAAUAUCUAGCCACUAUUCAAUACCAUCAAGACAGAAACGGAUCCAUGUCAGAGCAGUUUGACCGUUAUAUUGGCUACAUGGCUGGUGCCAGAGAUUUAACUUGGUCUCACGCUGCAUUUAUCUCUGCUGCAAAAGCAAAAUCGUUUCAACCCAUCUUUUAG
This is a messenger RNA of Mucor velutinosus, 1416 nucleotides long. RefSeq lists its product as uncharacterized. The record is from RefSeq and is a predicted model, not a curated record. Bases 1 to 1416 code for a protein of 471 amino acids. Gene Ontology annotation, cellular component: fungal-type vacuole. Lineage: Eukaryota; Fungi; Mucoromycota; Mucoromycetes; Mucorales; Mucoraceae. Gene Ontology annotation, biological process: polysaccharide metabolic process. Gene Ontology annotation, molecular function: glucan 1,4-alpha-glucosidase activity. The transcript is spliced from 2 exons.